UUUUAAUUGUGCAAAUCGCAGGGAAAGCCCGCAGUCCUCCUAUCCAUAGGAUUUUUCCUUUACGUGCACACAACAUGGAAAAGCUGUGGCGUGCUGGGGCUGCAGUCCCAUUGCCCCCAAACCUCGGUGAACAGAGCCUGACAGCUUGCCUGCGUCCAACAAAGACAACGCUCCCCCGCCUUCGCGACCCACCGGAGCAGUCCAAACCGGUCACCUACAACCGAGUGACAGAGUCGGGUUGCCAGCCUUGCUGACUCCCCCGCCCGUGAGACGUCAGCGCGAGACCCCCGCACCGCCCGAGCCCACCCUUUUCCGCUUUCGUCACUUCCGGGUGCGACUGCCGCUUCGGUCCGGCUGGGCGCCGGAGACGUUGGGUGCUUUCCUCACGCAUUUGGAGGUCCUUGAGCUUGCCUCUUCCCUGUCCCAGCAGGAGGGACAUGAGUGUCCCAGGGCCGCCGUCUCCUGACGGGGUCCUGCUUUUUCCCCCGCCCGGCCGGGAGGCCGGGGAGCCAACGCCGAGCUUAAGUGACACUUCUCCAGAUGAAGGGUUAAUAGAGGACUUGACUGUAGAAGAUAAAGCUGUGGAGCAGCUGGCAGAAGGAUUGCUUUCUCACUACUUGCCAGAUCUGCAGAGGUCAAAACAAGCCCUCCAGGAGCUCACACAGAACCAAGUUGUAUUAUUAGAUACACUGGAACAAGAAAUUUCAAAAUUUAAGGAAUGUCAUUCUAUGUUGGAUAUUAAUGCUUUGUUCACUGAAGCUAAACACUAUCAUACUAAGUUGGUGAAUAUAAGAAAAGAGAUGCUGAUGCUUCAUGAAAAAACAUCAAAGCUAAAAAAAAGAGCGCUAAAACUUCAGCAGAAGAGGCAAAAGGAAGAACUGGAAAGGGAGCAGCAACGAGAGAAGGAAUUUGAAAGAGAAAAGCAGUUAACUGCCAAACCAGCUAAAAGAAUGUGAACAGUGGUGUUUUCUUCCACUAUCCCAUGUUUGGAUUAAGUGUAGAUUGAAGUUAAGAUUCACAUGAAAUCAAGGACCAGCAUUCGGAUGCAAUCCUGCUCUCAGCCUCACGCCUGUUUCCAUUGUUUGCUGGGCAGACCUAAAGCUUUGCACCUCUCAGGAUAGAAACAAGCGACAGUGAGACUGGAACUGGGGGAGAUGUGGCUUAGGAGCCCUCUCCUGAUAAUGAUGCUGGUGGAGCAGGCAGAAGGAAGACGAGGCUGCUGGGAGAAAAGAGCAACUCCAGAGUGGCCA
Messenger RNA from Tupaia belangeri chinensis (Chinese tree shrew), 1250 nucleotides. It is a transcript of the gene BLOC1S6, whose product is annotated as biogenesis of lysosomal organelles complex 1 subunit 6. The coding region runs from base 438 to 956 and encodes 172 amino acids. Gene Ontology annotation, biological process: intracellular transport. Gene Ontology annotation, cellular component: transport vesicle; BLOC-1 complex. The record is from RefSeq and is a predicted model, not a curated record. The transcript has 7 exons. Lineage: Eukaryota; Metazoa; Chordata; Mammalia; Scandentia; Tupaiidae.